CAAGUGUGACCUGAGUAUAGUGACCAGUGUGUUACAUGUGUGACCUCUGUAUAGAGAUCAGUGUGCAUUGUAUCAGGUGUGUGAUAUCAGUGUGUGACCUGUGUAUAGGGAUCAGUGUGUAUCAGGGGUGUGAUAUCAGUGUGUGACCUGUGUAUAGGGAUCAUUGUGUAUCAGGGGUGUGAUAUCGGUGUGUGACCUGUGUAUAGGGAUCAGUGUGUAUCGGGUGUGAUAUCAGUGUGUGACCUGUGUAUAGGGAUCAGUGUGUAUCAGCUGUGUGAUAUCAGUGUGUGACCUGUGUAUAGGGAUCAGUGUGUAUCAGGGGUGUGAUAUCAGUGUGUGACCUGUGUAUAGGGAUCAGUGUGUAUCAGGGGUGUGAUAUCAGCGUGUGACCUGUGUACAUAUGUAUCAGGGGUGUGAUAUCAGUGUGUGACCUGUGUAUAGGGAUCAGUGUGUAUCAGGGGUGUGAUAUCAGUGUAUGACCUAUGUAUAGGGAUCAGUGUGUAUCGGGUGUGUGAUAUCAGUGUGUGACCUGUGUAUAGGGAUCAGUGUGAUAUCAGUGUGUGACCUGUGUAUAUGUAUCAGGGGUGUGAUAUCAGUGUGUGACCAGUGUAUAGGGAUCAGUGUGUAUCAGGGGUGUGAUAUCAGUGUGUGACCAGUGUAUAGGGAUCAGUGUGUAUCAGGGGUGUGAUAUCAGUGUGUGACCUGUGUAUAGGGAUCAGUGUGUAUCAGGGGUGUGAUAUCAGUGUGUGACCUGUGUAUAGGGAUCAGUGUGUAUCAGGGGUGUGAUAUCAGUGUAUGACCUGUGUAUAGGGAUCAGUGUGUAUCGGGUGUGUGACAUCAGUGUGUGACCUGUGUAUAGGGAUCAGUGUGUAUCAGGGGUGUGAGAUCAGUGUGUGACCUGUGUAUAGGGAUCAGUGUGUAUCAGGGGUGUGAGAUCAGUGUGUGACCUGUGUAUAGGGAUCAGUGUGUAUCAGGGGUGUGAUAUCGGUGUGUGACCUGCGUAUAGAGAUCAGUGUGUAUCAGAGGUGUGAUAUCAGUGUAUGACCUGUGUAUAGGGAUCAGUGUGUAUCGGGUGUGUGAUAUCAGUGUGUGACAUGUGUAUAGGGAUCAGUGUGUAUCAGGGGUGUGAUAUCAGUGUGUGACCUGUGUAUAGGGAUCAGUGUGUAUCAGGGGUGUGAUAUCGGUGUGUGACCUGCGUAUAGAGAUCAGUGUGUAUCAGGGGUGUGAUAUCAGCGUGUGACCUGUGUACAUAUGUAUCAGGGGUGUGAUAUCAGUGUGGUGACCUGUGUAUAGGGAUCAGUGUGUAUCAGCUGUGUGAUAUCAGUGUGUGACCUGUGUAUAGGGAUCAGUGUAUAUCAGGGGUGUGAUAUCAGUGUGUGACCUGUGUAUAGGGAUCAGUGUGAUAUCAGUGUGUGACCUGUGUAUAGGGAUCAGUGUGUAUCAGGGGUGUGAUAUCGGUGUGUGACCUGCGUAUAGAGAUCAGUGUGUAUCAGAGGUGUGAUAUCAGUGUGUGACCUGUGUAUAGGGAUCAGUGUGUAUCAGGGGUGUGAUAUCAGCGUGUGACCUGUGUACAUAUGUAUCAGGGGUGUGAUAUCAGUGUGUGACCUGUGUAUAGGGAUCAGUGUGUAUCAGGGGUGUGAUAUCAGUGUGUGACCUGUGUAUAGGGACCAGUGUGUAUCAGGGGUGUGAUAUCAGUGUGUGACAUGUGUAUAGGGAUCAGUGUGUAUCAGGGGUGUGACCUGUGUAUAGGGAUCAGUGUGUAUCAGGGGUGUGAUAUCAGUGUGUGACCUGUGUAUAGGGAUCAGUGUGUAUCAGCUGUGUGAUAUCAGUGUGUGACCUGUGUAUAGGGAUCAGUGUGUAUCAGGGGUGUGAUAUCAGUGUGUGACCUGUGUAUAGGGAUCAGUGUGUAUCAGCUGUGUGAUAUCAGUGUGUGACCUGUGUAUAGGGAUCAGUGUGUAUCAGGGGUGUGAGAUCAGUGUGUGACCUGUGUAUAGGGAUCAGUGUGUAUCAGGGGUGUGAGAUCAGUGUGUGACCUGUGUAUAGGGACCAGUGUGUAUCAGGGGUGUGAUAUCAGUGUGUGACAUGUGUAUAGGGAUCAGUGUGUAUCAGGGGUGUGACCUGUGUAUAGGGAUCAGUGUGUAUCAGGGGUGUGAUAUCAGUGUGUGACCUGUGUAUAGGGAUCAGUGUGUAUCAGCUGUGUGAUAUCAGUGUGUGACCUGUGUAUAGGGAUCAGUGUGUAUCAGGGGUGUGAUAUCAGUGUGUGACCUGUGUAUAGGGAUCAGUGUGUAUCAGCUGUGUGAUAUCAGUGUGUGACCUGUGUAUAGGGAUCAGUGUGUAUCAGGGGUGUGAGAUCAGUGUGUGACCUGUGUAUAGGGAUCAGUGUGUAUCAGGGGUGUGAUAUCAGUGUGUGACCUGUGUAUAGGGAUCAGUGUGUAUCGGGUGUGUGAUAUCAGUGUGUGACCUGUGUAUAGGGAUCAGUGUGUAUCAGCUGUGUGAUAUCAGUGUGUGACCAGUGUAUAGGGAUCAGUGUAUAUCAGGGGUGUGAUAUCAGUGUGUGACCUGUGUAUAGGGAUCAGUGUGUAUCAGGGGUGUGAUAUCAGUGUGUGACCUGUGUAUAGGGAUCAGUGUGUAUCAGGGGUGUGAUAUCAGUGUAUGACCUGUGUAUAGGGAUCAGUGUGUAUCGGGUGUGUGAUAUCAGUGUGUGACCUGUGUAUAGGGAUCAGUGUGUAUCAGGGGUGUGAGAUCAGUGUGUGACCUGUGUAUAGGGAUCAGUGUGUAUCAGGGGUGUGAGAUCAGUGUGUGACCUGUGUAUAGGGAUCAGUGUGUAUCGGGUGUGUGAUAUCAGUGUGUGACCUGUGUAUAGGGAUCAGUGUGUAUUGGGUGUGUGAUAUCAGUGUGUGACCUGUGUAUAGGGAUCAGUGUGUAUCAGCUGUGAUAUCAGUGUGUGACCUGUGUAUAGGGAUCAGUGUAUAUCAGGGGUGUGAUAUCAGUGUGUGACCUGUGUAUAGGGAUCAGUGUGUGUAUCAGGGGUGUGAUAUCAAUGUGUGACCUAUGGCACUAUACAGGAGAUAUUACAGUACUAUAGUGGGAGCAUAAAAAGAAAAAUACAGUAUUCCAAAAUACAGAACAAUCCAGUAUCCAGUAAUGCUUCUGGUCCCAAGCAUUUUGGAUAAGGAACACACACAUAUAGUAUACUCACGUAUAGACUUCGCACAGCAGGCAAUGGCAAAGAAAAAACAGUAAUUUUAUAUCACCUUGACAAAGGGGCGCCACGGCCCCGAAACGUUGUAGGAGCCUGCUAGGAUCAUGCUGAUUAUGUUACGGUGUGUGGACCAGGGAUCUUCAGUUGGUCUUUUUGACUGCGUUACCUGUUCCCACCAAUCUCCAUGCUAUCACGGGUGAUCCACCACAGCAAGAAGUCCCAUGUUUUCCACUCUGUUGGUUGACACGCCAUGCUUAGUUUGAGCUGUGAGGAACCAGGGAGUCUUUACUAGAAGUCACGUGAUGGUGACACCCGUCCUAUAUAUAUAUCAUGGAUUCACUGAGGAUGGACGAGGGUAGGAGUCACAUGACUGAGAAGAUAUUAAAUAUCACCCUGAAGAUCAUCUACCUACUGACUGGGGAGGAUUACACAGUAGUGAAGAAGGCAUCUGGAAAACGUGUCACACGCAGCAGCCAUCACCGUGUGUCAGGAGAACUGAGCAGGACCCAGUGCCCCAUCCUGAUGCCUCCACCUCACUCACUGAUACAUGAGAGACGCAAUGACCAGAAGAUCCUUGAACUCGCCAACAAGAUCAUUCAGCUGCUGACUGGAGAGGUUCCUAUAAGGUGUGAGGAUGUCACUGUCUAUUUCUCCAUGGAGGAGUGGGAGUAUAUGGAGGAACACAGGGGUCUGUACAAGGACGUGAUGAUGGAGAAUCACCGACCCCUCACAUCACUGGAUGGGGCCAGUAACAGGAAUACCCCAGAGAGAUGUCCCCGUCCUCUUUAUUCCCAGGAUCAUACAGAGGAGAAUCACAGUGUCCCACAGGAGAGACAGGAUGAAAAUGUUAGUGAUAAAGUAAAAGAUAAAAAAGAGGCAGAGGAGACGUAUGUGAGGGGUGAUAAGCUGUGUAAGGAGGCGGAAAUCCGUACAGGUAUCGGCACAGCAGAUGGGCACAAUAGCGGGAAUCUCUCGGAGGAACAUCUCAUUUUAUCUCCAGCGUGUGAAAUAGACAUCACUCGAGAAUCUCCAGAAAAAAAACCCAUUACCCCAAAUAUACAGCCAGUGCCUCAAAGUGCAGAUCUAUCAUCUGAUCCCACUAUGCAUGAGGAGUGUUCCCCUUAUAUCUCAGACAAUGUACCACAUAGUGGAGCUCAUAGAGGUUCUAUAGGAAAGAAAUGCCUUGCACAGAAUACAAAGUAUAUUACACACCAGCCAGAUCACCAAGGUGAGAAGCCCUUUUCAUGUUCUGAAUGUGGGAAAUGUUUUGCACAUAGAUCACGUCUGGACAGACAUCAGAGAAUUCAUACAGGUGAGAAGCCCUUUUCAUGUUCUGUGUGUGGGAAAGGUUUUGCACAGAAAGCCUCGCUGGAUACACAUCAAAGGAGUCACACUGGUGAGAAGCCCUUUCCAUGUUCUGAAUGUGGGAAACGUUUUACAGAUAAAUCAGGUCUGGUUUUACAUCAGAGAAGUCACACUGGUGAGAAGCCCUUUUCAUGUUCUGAGUGUGGGAAGAGUUUUGCACAUAAAUACAGUCUGGUUAUACAUCAGAGAGGUCACACGGGUGAGAGGCCAUUUCCAUGUUCUGUGUGUGGGAAAGGUUUUACACAGAAAUCCUCGCUGGAUACACAUCAAAGGAGUCACACGGGUGAGAAGCCCUUUCCAUGUUCUGAGUGUGGGAAACGUUUUGUAGAUAGAUCAGGUCUGGUUACACAUCAGAGAUGUCACACGGGUGAGAAGCCCUUUUCAUGUUCUGCGUGUGGGAAACGUUUUGCAGAUAAAUCAGGUCUGGUUACACAUGAGAAAAGUCACACAGGUGAGAAGUCCUUUGCAUGUUCUGUAUGUGGGAAAUGUUUUGUACGGAAAUCAGCACUGGUUGUACAUCAGAGGUGUCACACGGGUGAGAAGCCCUAUUCAUGUUCUGAGUGUGGGAAACGUUUUGCGGAUAAAUCAGGUCAGAUUAUACAUCAGAGAAGUCACACAGGUGAGAAGUCCUUUUCAUGUUCUGUAUGUGGGAAAUGUUUUGUACGUAAAUCAGUUCUGGUUGUACAUCAGAGGUGUCACACGGGUGAGAAGCCCUUUUCAUGUUCUGUAUGUGGGAAAUGUUUUGUACGUAAAUCAGUUCUGGUUGUACAUCAGAGGUGUCACAUGGGUGAGAAGCCCUUUUCAUGUUCUGGAAAGACUUGAAAAAGUCCCAGUGCAUUGUGGGAUGAAACGCGUUGACCGACCAUACCACGGUAUUCCCAAGUCAGAUCUUCGCUGCAGCGGUACUACCAGCCACAGCGCGGCUAAGACAUGCAGAGACCACUGCCGUUUGGGGAAUACCUUCAUACCCGGACAUCAGCUCCCGCAGUGGUGAGUGCAUCACCAUCGGGAAAGACAACUGAGCGGGCAACCCACAGCUGGACUAAUCGUAGGCACAAGAAGGGGUAACUACAUUACUAUAAAACAACACUUGAAAGGUGUAUAAAGCAGGGGGUGCUGGAACUGCAGCAUAUACACCACCCACCCCGCUCCAGGUGCCGUUUAUACAAAUCUCUCUAAUGUCUGGCUACAGAUUACAUGAAAACGUUGUUAUGUUCACUACAGAUGAAACAGAACUGCAAUUGUCUUUUACUUUGAAGGAAUCUAAAGAGUCUCUUGGGAGCUUGUGGAAAAAUCUACUAUAUUGUUACAGAGUAUCAGCUCACUAGUAACAUAAAGAUACAAUACAGUCUGUACGUACACUGUGAAAGGAAGGAUUUGUGAAUAUCCUUUUUAAUACAUUUUUCAAUUUAUUGAUGUUGAUGUGGUUUCUAUGUAGAGAUGUGAUGUGUUAUUAAAAAUUGUUAUUAAGUGCG
This is a messenger RNA of Pseudophryne corroboree (corroboree frog), 6042 nucleotides long. RefSeq names its product gastrula zinc finger protein XlCGF57.1-like. Bases 3533 to 5389 code for a protein of 618 amino acids. The transcript is spliced from 7 exons. Gene Ontology annotation, cellular component: nucleus. Gene Ontology annotation, molecular function: DNA-binding transcription factor activity, RNA polymerase II-specific; RNA polymerase II cis-regulatory region sequence-specific DNA binding. Lineage: Eukaryota; Metazoa; Chordata; Amphibia; Anura; Myobatrachidae. Gene Ontology annotation, biological process: regulation of transcription by RNA polymerase II. The record is from RefSeq and is a predicted model, not a curated record.